Silurus meridionalis is the source of this 1203-nucleotide messenger RNA. It is a transcript of the gene mrps22, whose product is annotated as mitochondrial ribosomal protein S22. Gene Ontology annotation, cellular component: mitochondrial small ribosomal subunit. The coding region runs from base 63 to 1076 and encodes 337 amino acids. Gene Ontology annotation, molecular function: structural constituent of ribosome. The transcript is spliced from 8 exons. The record is from RefSeq and is a predicted model, not a curated record. Lineage: Eukaryota; Metazoa; Chordata; Actinopteri; Siluriformes; Siluridae.
CGCUGCAGUUCAUCGUCACGUCCGCAGAAAAUUAAAACGAGGAAGAAGAAGCAGGCGGAAACAUGGCUGCGUUCAGUGCGGCACUGCGAUUAUUUCGUUUUUGUCAUGGAGUGAGAAAUGUUGGUUUUGAUGAUAGAACCGUUUUACGGGGUGUCAAGCGCCUUUUUUGUAGUUUAUCUUCAGUGGACAAAACUGAUGGAGUCAUAAAAAUCGAGUUCAUGGAUGCUGAAGUUCAAGACAUUUUGACAAGAAUCACAGGACUGGAUUUGAAUAAAGUAUUUCGUCCAGUUAAACAGGAGCUAAAACCACCAAAGUAUAAACUUCUGACUGAUUCUCAGCUAGAGGAGGUAGUGCAGAAGGCAGAGCACCAGGCCCAGAGGUUGCUGAAGAUGCCCCCUGUAUUAUCAGAAAGGCAACCUAUCGAGGAUGUCCUGUGUGAAGAUAAGAUUCUGGAGGGCAUGGAUGCUGCCAAAUACGUCUUCACUGACAUCAACUACAACAUCCCACACAGAGAGCGUUUUAUUGUGGUGAGAGAGCCGAGUGGGGUGCUGCGCAAAGCAUCGUGGGAAGAAAGAGACAGACUCAUACAGGUUUACUUCCCCAGGGAGGGUCGCAAGCUUACACCACCACCUAUCUUUAAAGAAGAAAACCUCAAGGUCGAGUUUGGGCAAAACAGACAUGAGGAGGUUCUGAACUACUGCCUGGUCCAGUUUGAACCCGACUCUGCAGAUUUUAAGAGAGUACACACACUGACCUACGAGGACAUCGAGAAACAUGGGAAAUAUGAGCUGCUUAGAUCCACACGUUUAUUUGGAGGUCUUGUGUGGUACCUUGUCAGCAGGCACAGAAUAGAUGGACUGUUGAUGGAUAUGCUGCAGAGAGACCGGCUGCAGGAUGCAGAGAAUUUGGUGCUUCUGUUUAAUCUGCUGUAUCCUCAGAGUGACGUGGCAUUAAAGUGCAAACAACUCACAGGCACCGAUCUGCUCAAGGUUUAUGCUGAUUGUGAGUCUCAGAAGCCUGCAAUAAAGUUGGCUUUGCAGUCGUAUGAACAGGCAAUGGCAGUGAACUCUCCUUAACUGAGGCAUCAUGUGAGACUUUGCUAUGAAUUGUACAAUUAGUCGUUUUGUAAUACAACAGCAAAGAAUAUUGCCAAUUGAUUAUUGUUAUUGUGUAACACUGUGUGUUAAUAAACUAAAUAUCAUA